This is a messenger RNA of Dryobates pubescens (Downy woodpecker), 4050 nucleotides long. RefSeq names its product KLF transcription factor 12 (gene KLF12). Gene Ontology annotation, molecular function: RNA polymerase II cis-regulatory region sequence-specific DNA binding; DNA-binding transcription factor activity, RNA polymerase II-specific. The record is from RefSeq and is a predicted model, not a curated record. The coding region runs from base 96 to 1454 and encodes 452 amino acids. The transcript has 7 exons. NCBI's taxonomy places the organism in Eukaryota, Metazoa, Chordata, Aves, Piciformes, Picidae. Gene Ontology annotation, biological process: regulation of transcription by RNA polymerase II.
GGGCGGGGCAGGCGGCGCACCGGGCGGCCGAGGGGCGGGGGCGCGGCCCCUCCCCUCCCCCCGCCCGGCUGCCGGUGGGGGCGGGGACGCGCCGCAUGCCAGCGACGCCACCGGCGCCCGCCGCGGCCGGAGCAGGGGCCGGGAGCUGGGGAGGGGGACGCCGGUUUGGACCGGGCCCUUUGUCUGAGCGGCCGGUGGGGUGUCGCGGCGGUGGCCCCACCGUGAGGCGAGGCGGCGCCGGGAGCCUCCACCCCUGGCCCACCCUGCCCCGGGCUCAUCAUGUGACGCGGGACACCAGCGCCUUUGAGAACAGAAUGUUAAUGCUUGAUGGGAUGCCGGCAGUCAGAGUCAAAACAGAGCUGUUGGAAUCUGAGCAAGGGUCUCCAAACGUCCACAACUACCCAGAUAUGGAAGCUGUACCCUUGUUACUAAACAACAUGAAGGCAGAUCCCGUGGAGGAUUCAUUAUCUACAGACCAUUUCCAAACACAGACUGAACCAGUGGACUUGUCAAUAAACAAAGCCAGGUCAUCACCUACAGCAGCUUCAUCUUCACCGGUUUCCAUGACAGCAUCAGCCUCCUCUCCUUCUUCUACUUCUACUUCUUCUAGUCGUCCAGCUUCAUCACCCACAGUAAUAACAUCAGUAUCCUCAGCAGCAUCUGUACCAUCAGUAUUAACUCCAGGUCCUCUAGUGGCCUCUGCAUCUGGUGUUGGAGGCCAGCAGUUUUUGCACAUUAUCCAUCCAGUACCACCUUCAAGCCCCAUGAACUUGCAGUCCAACAAAAUGAGUCAUGUGCACCGUAUCCCUGUGGUGGUACAGUCGGUACCUGUUGUCUAUACAGCUGUGAGAUCACCUGGGAAUAUGAACAACACUAUAGUCGUACCACUGUUGGAGGAUGGGAGAAGCCACGUCAAAGCACAAAUGGACCCCCGAGGCCUAUCUCCCAGACAAAUUAAAAGUGACAGUGAUGAUGACGACCUGCCAAAUGUGACCUUAGAUAGCGUUAAUGAAACUGGAUCUACAGCGCUCUCCAUAGCCAGAGCAGUACAAGAAGAGAGCAUGUGGGGCUGUGCCAGGUCAGCUGUUAACCCUUUUCGUUUUUUCAACUCCAGUUCCAUUUCACCGUUCAGUAUUGAGAGCACAAGGCGUCAGAGAAGGUCUGAGUCUCCAGACUCCAGGAAGCGGCGCAUCCAUCGGUGUGACUUUGAGGGAUGCAACAAAGUAUACACAAAAAGUUCCCACCUGAAGGCUCACCGGAGGACACACACAGGAGAAAAACCCUACAAAUGUACCUGGGAAGGCUGCACCUGGAAGUUUGCUCGCUCCGACGAACUGACGAGGCAUUACCGCAAGCACACGGGAGUGAAGCCAUUCAAGUGUGCAGACUGUGACCGCAGCUUUUCCCGCUCAGAUCACUUGGCGCUCCACCGCCGCAGGCACAUGCUGGUUUGAGAAACGCUACCUGUUCCAGCUGAGUUUAAGAGCUGGGUCUCUUAACUAUCUGGAGUGAAUUCAGCAGGGCUGAAUCCCCCUCUACAGUGUUAACAGGCAGGGCUUUCCUUGAUGUCCGUAAUGAAACAAACAAACAAAAAUGACAGAAAUUUGAAAAAAGAAAUGAAAAAGUUAAAAAGGCAGGAAAAGAAGUGCCACUCUUCUCCUCACCAUCUGAAGUUAACCCCGUCUGCCCCUUAGCAUGGCUACCCCCUGAAAGUGUCAUCGUAAUCACCUGGGAAAUAGCAGCCGAAAUGCUACAGGAAUGGGCAUUAUUUUACAUGCUGCAUCCUUUGACAAAAAAAUGUUUAUAGCUUGUAUGUUUUCUCAGCUGUCGGACAUUUUGUUCCUGAAAAAUCACUGCUGAUUGGAGGAUUAGAUACCACAAACCAACAAUGAUGAUGAAAGCAAGACCUCUAGACCUUUAUUGUCCCAUCUUUUCCCCUUUUUUGAAUACCAUCUGGCCGGUGUCAGCAUUAUGACCAAGCUGUGCUGCAGACAAGCUGCAUGUGAGUAGGCAAGAAGAUUCUGCUGGAGGGGUCCCACUGAGGAGUUGAAGGGUCACUUGAGCAGACUUUUGCAUUAACAAUGGUGGCAUUUUAAUAUUGUACCACAAUUUGUCAUUAUGCCCUAGAGGACACCAGCCAUUUAACCUUGUAUCUUUUCUUUUUCUUGUUCUUUUUUUUUUUCCUUUCUUUUAUUGUUGAAGUCUGUAAAAUAAACAAGGGUUAGCAGCAUCUCUGCUGAAAGUACAGUAUUAAGUAUCUGUAUUUUACCAUGGGCUUAUUCAGAACUGUUUCCUGAUUCAUAUAGAAAGAGCUCAUCUAAAAACUACUACCCCAUUCUCAACAUGCAGUUUUCUUUCAUGCAGCUAAUCCACUUCCCCAUGACCAUUAUUUGAACACGAAGAAAUAGAACUUACACUCACUGGUACCAAGAUUAGUGGUGUAGCCAUUCAUGAAAUAGAAUUGAAUGUACCAACAAAAGAAAACAGAAAAGAAACAGCUGCAUCUCUUGCAGAGGAAAAAGCAAUAAUGAAUAAAAUGGCUCUCAAGACAAUAAUUUACUCCACGCCAACAGAGCGGGUGGAGGUGGGGGGAGGUAUGCAGAAAUAGCUCAUAAGAUCAUUUGAGUUAAUCUUUCUGAUGGUUUCACUGACCUGCUAGGUACCACAAUUAAAUAGUUUCAUUUCCUUUAACAUAAUACUUGUGUCUGGAAAGCAAGAAUGAUAAAGGAAAGAGCUUAUUGUUGAGGAGUCAGUGGAUGAACCAUAAGUAGAAAGGAGAAAUGUUUCUGUAGUGGUGCUCUGCAAGACAUUAGGUUUCUCCCAGGGAAUUAGGGAAUAACAAGAUUUUGCCAGCUGUCUAGUACGAUAUAAAUGGCCCUUUAUAUGGGUACCAGUGGCUGCCUCUGCUGGGAUUUUCAAUCCAAGCCUUUUCAGAUUAAAUAAAAGGAAAUUCUUGAUCAUUCCCAUACAGCCCUAUAAUUGUGAACCAAUUUGUAUUAAUUGAAUUAUGUAGGAAAGAGAGAAACUCUUAGUCAUCAGUUGUUCAUGCAAAGGAAUAGUGUAUUUCUGUUCUCUUUCCUCACAAGGAUCUGUCCAUUCAGCUAGAUUUGACAAAUAGGAGGCUUGGCAAGAUUUUUUUAAGUGUUGAGAUUUUUAUAGCUUAGAGGUGAAAGAUGUAUACAUAAAAGUCUUUUGCAAUGUAUUUAAUUAUGAAUAUUUGGUUCCAGGAAUUGCACAGAUUAAACUUGUGAUGUCACUUGUCGAUUUUUGAAUGUUUGAGCAGUCUGAAUUAAUUUCUGAUCCUGAAGUAACUGUGGUAAUGUUGGGAGAAUUCUGAAAUUGAAGUGAUCUUUUAAGAAAUACCAGUACACCCAUACAGAUACUGAAAACGAUUACAGUUAAUUGAGGGUUAAUAUGACUGGGGUAAUACUUUAUGACUGCUUUCACAGGCCCUAGAGUUUGUCUUUAAAUGCAUUCAAUGUGCCCCAGUACCAGUUAGAUUAUCAACUCUCCGAGGGAACUUCAGUACUGUCAGAGCUCAGGUUCCCCUCUGCCAGGUGAUCAGGAAAAAACAGAACAAAUUAUUUGCAGGUAUUGUGAUAAAAAUGCCUCUAUCAGUCCCAUUGACUGCAUUGCUAAUUGACUUCCACUAAAGUUGGCAAUAUUUUGGUAUCUGUUACCAAAUCAGGAAUGAAGCAGAGGUGUUGAGCGUCCAUGCAGUAUGUGAAAAGGCUGCUGUGGAGCCGGCUCCUGGACAGGCCAUGAGGCAUUGAGGGGCAGCAGACCUGGGUCUUCGCCCACAGUGUUACUGCUGUUAGUUUAAAAAUUGGUUGUCAAUGUGGUGCAUGAGAUGGCUCAUGGAUUACCUCUGAGGUCUGCCUCUUAAAUGGAUCUGUCAUACUCAGCAUUUAGGGAAAGAAGUCUGGUCAAUUGAUAAAAUUGUUUUCCUGCCCAAAAACUUUCUACUGACUGAUUACCUGAGUAGCAGUAAUUCAGUUCAAAAAUCAGCUGCAUACAGAAUUCCUUUCAGACUGUGUGAUUUUUUUUUUC